This is a messenger RNA of Cordyceps militaris CM01, 969 nucleotides long. RefSeq lists its product as uncharacterized. The transcript is spliced from 3 exons. The record is from RefSeq and is a predicted model, not a curated record. Lineage: Eukaryota; Fungi; Ascomycota; Sordariomycetes; Hypocreales; Cordycipitaceae. The coding region runs from base 1 to 969 and encodes 322 amino acids.
AUGAGCACCAAUACGGGAAAAAGAAAAGAGGCGCAAAUUUUGGGCCUCUACCCGCGUUCCGACCGUACGCACGAAAACCAUCCAGAUCCGCGACGUGGUGUUGGCAACAUCUCGACUACACCACAGCGCUUGGAAGAUGCAGAGAAUCCCGGCUCGGAAACGUCGACAACAUCCGUAGCAGUAAAGGCUGGAUACUAUACACGGGAGGAUAUUGAUAUCAUGAAUGCCGUCUUACACACGCCACCAUCGGGCACCUCACCGGCUCCCACCGCCGGCCACGACCGGAGGUUCAUCACGCUGGUUGGGCCGCCACCGGCACCCAGCAAGGACACAUCAGAGACCUCUACGACAACGCAGUCUACGAGACCACCCCCACAACAGUUGUCGCAGCCGCGUCUGCAACCGACCGCCAGCCAGCAACCGCAGCCGUCGACGAGUUCCCCCACACUACCGCCAUCGCAGAAGCAGCCACCUCCAGCAACUUGGCAGCCAAGCGCCACACGCGACGGGGAGGAGGCUCAAAUCUCGACCACUCAGUCCGUAGUAACGUCUAUUUCUUCGCUCACGCCCUCCCCCUCGCAACGGCCUGAGAAGCAGCCCGACUCAGUAGCCACGCCGAUAUCACCACCCUCUGAGCUGAGCCGCGACGCCGAGGCGGGCAUCGUUAUUGGCAGCAUAGCCGUCGGCCAACAACAUCUUUACCAGCCGGAACAAGAACCUUGUGCCGCAGCGGGCCAUUUCCCGACCGUUUCCGCUGGACCUAUCCUCGGCGCGACUGGGGUCGUCGGGCACGCCGCGGUCGCCACGCGCGGCACCCGUGGUGGCCAUGACGGAGAGGCCGCUACCGCCGCUGCCCGUGCGACAGUCGUUGAUGGGCGGCCGGAGCUCGAGCUCGUACAGCCGUUUGCCAUGAGGAGUACAACGACAGGAGCGACUGUAUUUUUUUUCCAGCGUGAACAACAUCCUUGA